UGCAUUAUUAUCGUUGUUAUUAUUUAUAUUCUCGAAAGUGUGACGCUGAUGUUUAUUUUUCCUUAAAACAAUCAAAUAAAGAAGUAUAGAGCAAGUUGAUUACUUCGGUAUAAUUCGUUUUUGCGAAUUUGCGACCGUCUUCAUUUAAUACGCUAUAGUCACUAGCCGGUAGAUCUACGACAGCAACAAUGUCCAGCGAUUCGAUUAAAACAUUCAACAAUGUGGAGUCACCUGGAUUCGUUGGUUUUGCCAACCUGCCGAAUCAAGUGCACCGUAAGUCCGUGAAAAAAGGCUUUGAAUUUACGCUUAUGGUGGUCGGAGAAUCAGGUCUUGGAAAGUCUACGCUUGUCAACAGCCUUUUCUUAACAGAUUUAUAUCCCGAACGCACCAUUCCAGAUGCCAUUGCAAAAACCAAGCAGACUGUUAAAUUAGACGCAUCAACUGUAGAAAUUGAAGAGCGUGGCGUGAAGUUACGACUAACUGUAGUCGAUACUCCUGGUUUUGGAGAUGCCAUAGAUAAUUCUGAUAGUUUUCGAGCUAUUAUUCAAUAUAUUGAUGAGCAGUAUGAACGAUUUUUAAAAGAUGAAAGUGGAUUAAACAGGCGUCACAUUAUUGAUAAUCGUGUUCAUUGUUGUUUCUAUUUUGUUUCUCCAUUUGGUCAUGGAUUAAAGCCAUUGGAUAUUGAACUAAUGAAAAAACUGCACAACAAAGUGAAUAUUGUUCCUGUUAUUGCCAAAUCAGAUGUCCUUACUAAAAAAGAAAUACAGAAAUUAAAAAAAAGAAUACUAGAAGAAAUUAAUGCUAAUGGCAUAAAGAUUUACCCUCUACCCGAUUGUGACAGUGAUGAAGAUGAAGAUUACAAAGAACAGGUGAAGCAAUUGAAAGAAGCUGUACCAUUUGCUGUCUGUGGUGCUAAUCAAUUAUUGGAAGUCCGUGGUAAAAAAGUCAGAGGGCGGUUCUAUCCUUGGGGUGUUGUUGAAGUAGAAAAUCCUGAACAUUGUGACUUCAUCAAAUUACGCACUAUGCUUAUCACACACAUGCAAGAUCUUCAAGAAGUAACACAAGAAGUACAUUAUGAAAACUACCGAUCAGAACGUCUAGCAAAAGGAGUACCUGUGCCAAAAAGAACUACAUCACUUCCUGAGCAUGAGAAAAAUUCUGGCUCAGAAAAAGAUAGAAUUUUACAAGAAAAGGAGGCUGAACUUAAACGUAUGCAAGAUGUCAUUGCCAAAAUGCAAGCUCAAAUACAACAACAAACACCUUAAUAUAAUUUCAAUAUUAACAAUUUACAAAUUUAUCCAAUGACUGUUUAGAGAAAAAUAUCUCUUAAUUCCAUGAUGCCAUUAUUCAAACUAUUUUAUUCUUAUGAUCAGUAAGAUUACAGAUUAAAUUAUAAUUUUAUAUUAAGAUAUACCUAAACUAUAAUUAUUGUUCAAUAAGUAUUUUUAACAAUUGAUAUUUAAAUUGUAUUAUUUACAAAUUUCCAAUAUUAUCAAAACUGCACAAGUAGAUAACAUACCAAGCAGUGCCUUUCCAAAUUUUGUCCAAUUUUGAGCAGUUCAGUAUAUUAAAUUAAUUUUUAUCAUAAAACUGAUCUAAGAAACAAAUUAAUGGCUUAUAAUUUUAACAUAAUAUUUUAUUUGAAUAAAUUAAUCAUAUUUUAUCUAACCCUUAGUUAA
Molecule: messenger RNA, 1679 nt
Organism: Rhopalosiphum maidis (corn leaf aphid)
Lineage: Eukaryota; Metazoa; Arthropoda; Insecta; Hemiptera; Aphididae
Gene: Septin1
Product: septin-1
Exons: 9
Coding region: 189-1265 (358 amino acids)
Biological process (GO): cytoskeleton-dependent cytokinesis; regulation of exocytosis
Cellular component (GO): cell division site; synaptic vesicle; microtubule cytoskeleton
Molecular function (GO): GTPase activity; molecular adaptor activity; GTP binding
Source: RefSeq, a predicted model, not a curated record